Messenger RNA from Musa acuminata AAA Group (dessert banana), 2239 nucleotides. RefSeq names its product protein DETOXIFICATION 51. Lineage: Eukaryota; Viridiplantae; Streptophyta; Magnoliopsida; Zingiberales; Musaceae. The record is from RefSeq and is a predicted model, not a curated record. The transcript has a single exon. Gene Ontology annotation, cellular component: membrane. Gene Ontology annotation, biological process: xenobiotic detoxification by transmembrane export across the plasma membrane. The coding region runs from base 295 to 1974 and encodes 559 amino acids. Gene Ontology annotation, molecular function: antiporter activity; xenobiotic transmembrane transporter activity.
GGGGUAGAGAGAAGGGAAACGGCUAAUUUAAUCGCAGGAAUUGACCCCUUCCCCCCGUCCCCGCCCGCUAUAUUAAUAGACCCCAUACUGGAAACGCAAGCAUUGAGCCUUCCCCGCUUCGCUUCCAUCCCUCCUCUCCGCAUACGAAACGGAAGAGAGCAGAGCAGACGUCUUUGUUCGCUUCGCUGAAACAACCCAAAACUCUUCUGUGCUCUGUUUUCUUAUCGCUCAGCUUCUUCCGAUAGGUAGAGCUCGUGGUAGAGCCUCUGAAUUCCGGUGGCUGACGACUCCGCGAUGUGCAGCACGACCACCACAGCCGCCGGCGCCGUGUCCGUCUCCAUGGCCUCCCCCCACGAAAAGAAUCCCCUGCUCCCUCCGGGCCAUAUUUAUCUCACCCUCGUUCCUGUCUCCAAACCAUCCAGUCAUAGCAAUAAAUCACCCGCUCUCGAGGCCCCACAGAAGCCAACCAUCACCCAGAAGUCGCUGCUUCCCUUGCCGUCGCCGUCGGAGACGCUGCAGGAGGCCGGCUCCCUCUUUCGCCUCUCCUUCCCCAUUGCGCUGAUGGCGCUACUCAUCUACUCCCGCUCCGUCCUGUCCAUGCUCUUCCUCGGGUCCCUCGGCGACCUUCCCCUCGCCGCCGGCUCCCUCGCCAUCGCCUUCGCCAACAUCACUGGCUACUCGGUGCUCUCCGGUCUGUCCCUCGGCAUGGAGCCACUCUGCUCCCAGGCCUUCGGCGCCAACCAGCCCCACCUCCUCGCGCUCACUUUCCACCGCUCCGUGCUCUUCCUCCUCUGCUCCUCCGUGCCCAUCGCGUUGCUUUGGUUCCACAUGUCCCGGAUUCUUCUAUUCCUCGGCCAGGAUCCCGAGAUCACCGCCCUCGCCCAGGCCUAUCUCCUCUUCGCCCUUCCGGACCUCCUCUCCUUCUCCCUCAUCCACCCCAUCCGGAUCUACCUGCGGUCCCAGGGCGUCACGCAGCCGCUCACGACCGCCGCAGCCUUCGCAGCUGCCGUCCACCUCCCCGCCAAUUAUCUCCUCGUCACCCACCUCCGCCUCGGCGCUCCCGGCGUCGCCGCCGCCGCCGCCGCCUCCAACCUCGCUCUCCUCCUCUGCCUCAUCCCCCACGCGCCCCGCGGGCCCACCGCCGCAUGCCUGACCGGGUGGGGCCCCCUCGCCCGCCUCGCCGCUCCCAGCUGCGUCUCCGUGUGCCUCGAGUGGUGGUGGUACGAGCUCAUGAUCCUCCUCUGCGGCCUCCUCCCGGAGCCCAGGCCUGCCGUCGCGUCCAUGGGCGUCCUCAUCCAGACCACCGCCCUCGUCUACGUCUUCCCCUCCUCCCUCGGCUUCGGAGUCUCCACGCGCGUCGGCAACGAGCUGGGCGCCAACCGCCCGGGGCGGGCGCGAGUGUCCGCCUCCGUGUCCGUGAUCGUCGCCGCCGUCAUGGGCCUCGCCGCCAUGUUCUUCACCGCCGGCGUGAGGGACCGCUGGGGACGGAUGUUCACCGACGACGGCGAGAUCCUGCGGCUGACGGCGGCGGCGCUGCCGGUGGUGGGGCUGUGCGAGCUCGGCAACUGCCCGCAGACGGUGGGAUGCGGAGUCCUGCGCGGGAGCGCGCGGCCAGCCCGGGCGGCCCACGUGAACCUGGGAGCGUUCUACCUGGUCGGGAUGCCCGUGGCGGUCGGGCUGGGCUUCUGGCUCGGGUUAGGCUUCGUCGGGCUAUGGAUGGGCCUCCUCGCGGCCCAAGUCUGCUGCGCGGGGCUAAUGCUGCACGCGGUGGGCACCACCGAUUGGGAAUCGCAGGCCCGGCGGGCCCAGAUGCUGACGUGCGCCGAGGCCGCCCCGCCACCGGUGCUGGAGGAGGUGAAGGUCGAGCCGGCUGCGGCGAAGCUGGUGGAGGAGGAAGAGGAGGUGGCCGCGAAGGGUGUGACGUGUUGCUAUGAACCGCUGAUCUCGAUCAAGGUGUGCGAUCUCGAGAGAUAGUAGUGUGGGGGUUGGAAAUGACAAUUUUGUCUGGAAUUUGGAAGGCGGAGAGAAAUUGAUGGACUAAAUCUAUUUUAAUCUCUAACUUUAUAACCGAAGAGAAGAACACAGUUUUUUUAGCAUCUUCUUCGUCGACAUCUCGAUGAGAAAUCUUACGUUGAUCUUUGUUCGAUGAACGAUUGUACUAAUAAUUCCAUCGGGGUGUAAACUGGGUGUGAAAUAUGUACAUUAUCACCUCAUGUUCAACGUGAUAUUUCUUUGCUUA